This is a messenger RNA of Anguilla anguilla (European eel), 3571 nucleotides long. It is a transcript of the gene slc25a17l, whose product is annotated as peroxisomal membrane protein PMP34. The transcript is spliced from 9 exons. Gene Ontology annotation, cellular component: peroxisomal membrane. NCBI's taxonomy places the organism in Eukaryota, Metazoa, Chordata, Actinopteri, Anguilliformes, Anguillidae. Gene Ontology annotation, molecular function: ADP transmembrane transporter activity; AMP transmembrane transporter activity; coenzyme A transmembrane transporter activity. The record is from RefSeq and is a predicted model, not a curated record. The coding region runs from base 211 to 1158 and encodes 315 amino acids.
GCAAAUUUAAUCCUACAGUCUCUGGUUUAAUCCACCAUCCUUUCUGACGUCCAGUGAUUUGCUUAUGGUUUUACCAGAGAGUACGAAAAGGAGUCAUUACCGCUUCUGAUCGUUGUGAGGGCUUUGUAGUCUCAGGACUCCGGAAGACUCCGGUCACGCCUUCCAUCGGGUGCUCUUGUGAAGUGUCAGGACUCUUUUGAAGACGCGAAAAUGUCAGACAACCGCGGUGCUACAGUCGGCCUGUUGUCUUACGAGACCCUUGUACAUGCGGUUGCGGGCGCGAUGGGCAGCAUGACUGCGAUGAGCGUGUUCUUCCCGCUGGACACAGCCCGUAUACGCUUACAAGUGGAUGAAAAGCGAAAGUCUCAAUCGACCCCUAUCAUCCUGGCCGAGAUCGCAAAGGAGGAGGGGAUCCUGUCUCUGUACCGCGGCUGGUUUCCCGUCAUCUCCAGCCUCUGCUGCUCCAACUUUGUGUACUUCUACACCUUCAACUCCCUGAAGAGGAUGUGGGUGACGGGCGGUGUCCAGUCCAGGCCCAGCAAAGACCUGUUCAUGGGCUUCAUCUCCGGCGCCGUAAAUGUGCUCCUGACCACGCCCAUGUGGGUGGUCAACACCCGUCUCAAACUGCAGGGGGCCAAGUUCCGGAAUGAGGACCUGCACCAGACUCACUACAAGGGCAUAUUUGAUGCCUUCUCCCAGAUCAUUGCGAAUGAGGGCGUGUCCACACUGUGGAAUGGGGUGCUCCCCUCACUGGUCCUGGUCUUUAACCCCGCCAUGCAGUUCAUGUUCUAUGAAGCCAUGAAGAGGAGGGCAGGGCGGGGGGGCAGGAAGAUUUCUUCGACAGACAUCUUUUUGAUCGGGGCGGCAGCCAAAGCCAUCGCCACCACAGCAACAUACCCUCUGCAGACUGUUCAGGCCAUACUGAGGUUUGGACAGUACAAAGCGGAAGGGAAGAGUGGGCUGCUGGGAAGUCUGCGGAAUACGGUGUACCUGCUGAUGGAUCGAAUCAGGAGGCACGGGGUGCUGGGUCUGUAUAAAGGCCUGGAGGCGAAGCUCCUGCAGACGGUUCUGACCGCGGCGCUGAUGUUCGUGGUGUACGAGAAAAUCACCGCCGCCACCUUCAGGGUCAUGGGCCUGAACCGCAAACUGAAACACUGAGGCCCCGACCGGGCCUUACCGGAUCAGCACCGCCACCGAGCCCGGGGCCGUUUCUGUUCUACCUCCUAUCUGACACACACACACACACACAUACACUCUUAAUCUUCCUGAAAAUUGUUUUGUUACUUCCUGUUAUAGAUGGAGUCUGGAGUUUCAGUAUGGUGGGGGGGGGGGGGGGGGGUGUCUCUGGCAUUAUUUUUUUCUUUGGUGCUGAACCCUAACUGCGCCCCCUCCCCCCAUAUGUUUUUGGAUCAUGGGCGAGAAUUGUAAAAAUGUUAAACAAACAUAGUGUUAUGACUAUGGAACUGUUUUCAGAGGCCAUACAGGACUUGACUCUGAGGUGGGGAAUUUUUUUCCAGUGGCACUGAGUCUCAUUUUGACUUGCUUCCUGUGAAAUGACCCGCAGAUUAUCACACACAAACUGCUUUCUCCCUCAUGCCUUACUUUACCCUUCCCACCAAAGGUGCUCGCAUAUCUCAUUGGCCCACAUGCGUCACAUGGGUCACCUAGAGCAGUCAGGGGAGACUGCAGAGUGUGUGACUGCAACCGUGAUCUUUAGGAGAGAGGGGACAUUGUGGAUCAUACACAUUCAAACCAUAAAGCACCUGGAGCUCUGGUAUUCAAACUCUUUCCUGGGGACCCCCUGUGUAGGCUGGUUUUUGUUCCAGCCACAGCAGAUUUAACAAGCUGUUAGUUUUUCUUUGGUGCACAAUGCGAAAAUGGGACUUUUAUUCUUUAUGGACCGCAUAGCCAUUUCUGACAAUGUAGCUUAAGAAGGUCAAUAAUCCCUCUAAACAUGAAAAGCGCCUAAAUAGGAAAAAUUGACAGCUUGCUAAAAUUCUAGGAUUGCUGUUGUGGCUGGAACGAAAACCAGCGUUUGAAUACCAGUGACCUAGAGUCUGGCUAUGGCCUCUUUAUAUCCGCUCGUAUACAGGACCAUGGAAAAAUCAUACAGAUAGCACUUGUGUACAGGACUGCGAGUCAAAUAUACAAAUCUAACGCACUUAAAACAUGAGACAGACAGCCACACGGAGACCCCUUGCCUGAGCCCCGUAUGAACAAACCCCAUUCCUCCCAUCACUGAGGUCUUAAUGUAAACUCGUCCACUGGCGGAUGUGUCUUAAUGUCUGACUGUCACGCUAUCUGCUGACUGGCAGGCACUCCCUCAGAACGGGGCGAAUUAGCCCUUUUCACCAUGCAUGGGGCCUUCCCCGGCAACUUUACCGGAACUUCACCGUUUAGUGGCCACGUGUGGGUGGGACCUGGAAUUGGCCUCCUGGGAAAGUUGCUGGCUCAAGCCCGGCUAAUACUUACGGGCACGUUUAGUCUGUGUCGUGUAGCUUUUUGAAAGUUUCUGAAGUUCCUAUUGGUGUGGGUGCACACUGAAAUAUGGCAGGAUGUUAGCCGUUAUGAUUCCCUCGUUCCGUGUUCGAUGUUUGAAAAUGGCUAGAAUGAUCUGAAGCAUUGUGUACGCUGAAGGACUUCAUGAAUAUCUGCCUCACUGAAGUGAGUGGAUGGCAAGCCAGAAGCACUGUGAUCAUAACCUUAUUAUGUAACAUAGUACUUUUACAGAACUGAUUAUGAGCAAGUAACUGUGAAUCAAACUGUCAAUGUAAUGCUAACACGAUGGCAAGUAAUGCUCCAUCAUAGGUAUUACUAUGAACUAGCCAGAUGGAUCUCAUCAGUUCCUUUAACAGUUUCCUUUAACUACAAGAAGUUUUGGUUAGUAGCAGGAUUUUCUGGUGCCGUGUUUGCUUAUGAAAUGGUGUCUAAAUUGUAAUAUUUUGGCUCGAACAGAAGGGCAACGGUACUUUCAUGUUAAGAACAGAGCUGACCAUCUGGUUAGUCUAUAGUAAUACAGAGCUCCAUAUCCUUUUGGGGAAUUUUUAUUCAGGAAGUGGAACAUAAAAUUAGAUGUAUUUAUGAAAUAGAUUUUACAUUUUGAUGAGUUUCAGUAGCGUCUCAAGGUGUUGAGUUCUGUAGCUCUCUCAUGAGGUCUGUGUGUAUGAGAGUAAGCUCAGAGUCUCCCUUCCAUAAACCAUAUUUAUGAUUUACUGUACUGUACAAGCCUACUCCAUAGCACUUUCUGCAGUUCACCACUGCAGCACAUUGUAUUACACACUGAGGACUAGGAUCAGUCUCCAAGCCUGUUAUACACAGUGCAGACUGAGCCCAGUCUCAGAGCCUGUUAUAUACACUGCAGACUGGGAUCAGAAACUGUGUUCUGGCAGUUUCAGGCAUAAAGCUAAUGCAAUACUGAACUUGAAUUAAUCUUAAAAUGGCAUUUUGUAUCUUUUAAAAAAAUAAUUUUGGUGUAAUUUGUACUAAAUUAACUGAAUGUACUGUUUUUUUUUUUUGUUAUGGAAUCAGCCUACUGUUAGGAGAAAUAAAAGGGUCACAGUUUGGGAAGGUG